AUGUCUGCUUGGCGAAAAAGAUUUACACGAAAAUCACAAAGAAUAAGUGAAAAUAAUGAAAUUUUUUUGAACAAUACAAUAAAAUAUCGUAAAAAAUUACAAGCAGCAAUAUAUCAAAUAAAUCGAACUAAAAAAUGUACACAACGAAAUAUAGAUAAUCCUGAUUCUGAUAUACAUGGUAAAUAUCAAUCUUUUAUUUUAUCAUCAAAUUAUUAUUUAUAUUUAGUUGCACGACUUAUUAAUGAUAUUGGUCAACUAUCAGAUUGUAAAUCUUUACAGGAAAUUAGUAGUCUAAUUGAUUCAUUAGCAAUGCGACAUCAAUUAUCAUCACGAAUAUUUAAUGAAUAUGCUAUGAAUUCACUUCAACAAUCAUUAGAAAAAUUAAAUAAUAAUCUAUCAAAUGAUUUUGAUAAAGUCAAAUCUGUUUUUGAAGAAGCUGUAACAAAUCAUUGUUCUGAUCAUACAAAAAAUCAAUUAUUUAAUAAAGUUGAAUUCGAAUGGUUUAAACAUAAAAAAUUAGCAAUUACUGAAUUAAAAUAUGGUUUAUCAUCUUAUUGUGACAUUGGUUUAUACAAUCUUAGAAUUCAAAUAGCUAUACUUGAAAAACUUCAAAAUUUUAUUGAUCAAUUAUCUUCUGAUGAGAAUGAUGCAAAUACUGGAUUACCUAAUUUUAAUACUAAUAGUUCACAAACUCGAAAAGAAAUCGAUACUAUGUUACGUAUUAUGCUUGAUAGAGCACCAAAUGAUCCAAAUUCUUUACCUAAUUCUAAACGACCAAAAUUUCUUAAUAAUCAAUUCGUGCUAUCAAAUUCUCUCUAUUCAUCUGAAAUAACUGAAGCAGCAGCUCGUUCACAUGGACAAUCAUUACGAGAACAAAAUGCAUGUUUUAUUCCACAAUAUCCUUCUAUGAUUCCUUCAGCAACUACUGCUAGUGCACAAAUGCCACAACAUGAAUCAAUGAUGAUUACUCCACAUAAUGAUCGAUUUCAAAACACACCUGAUAAUGAUGAUGAUAAUUUACCUUCAUAUAGCGAUUUAUUCGUUGUACCGAGUAGUUGCAAACAAGAACGUAUACAACGACGAAGUUCACGUUUCAAUAAUCAAUAA
Molecule: messenger RNA, 1107 nt
Organism: Rotaria sp. Silwood1
Lineage: Eukaryota; Metazoa; Rotifera; Eurotatoria; Philodinida; Philodinidae
Source: the annotation of a GenBank genome assembly